Molecule: messenger RNA, 1032 nt
Organism: Saprolegnia parasitica CBS 223.65
Lineage: Eukaryota; Oomycota; Saprolegniomycetes; Saprolegniales; Saprolegniaceae
Exons: 8
Coding region: 208-1032 (274 amino acids)
Molecular function (GO): calcium ion binding
Source: RefSeq, a predicted model, not a curated record
CGGGAACGGUGACAGCAAAAUUACACUGGACGAGCUCAUGGCGCUGCAAGUGACAGGCAUCAAAGUGCUAAGCACCGCGACGUACAACCAGUUUCAGACAGAGUUUGCAGCGCUGAAACGCGCCCAGCUCCAAGCGCUGAACCCAACGGCGACGACAAAGUGACGUAUGCAGAGUUUGCGGCGUGGAUCGGCAACGACCCUGGCCUCAUGUUUGACCGCUUCGACUUCGACAAAUCCGGGUACUUGGACGAGAACGAUCUCUCGCGCUUCUUCAUCGACCGGCAGCUUCCGCGCUUCGACCUGAUUUCGAUCCUUUUGGACCCCGACCUUGACGGCCGCAUCUACUACGAUAUGUUUGAGAGCUUUGGCCUCAACGCCACAAUCCAGUACGACUUUGAUCGCUCCAACAGCCUCAACAGCAGCGAAAUCGCACUGCUUGAAGCCGACCUUGGCGUCACGUUUCACAACACCUCGGUUCUCGCGCGGCUCCAAUGGAUGAGCGCUUCAACGAGCCUCGUCCGCGACCGUGUCCAGCAGUACGCAGCGUGUACACUAAUGAGAGAAUUGCAACUAUUUUGUGGGUAUAAAAUCGACAAUGCGAUCGAAUCGACGCGACCCGACCGGAUAACGGGCCCUCUCCACGUCGUCGAGCAGCGCCGGGCAAAGUAUCUCAGCAUCUCGCGCCUCGCCCCCGACUUUCUCUCGACCGAGACCCUCGUGGUUGAAUUGGAAUGUGACUUUGACGGCGAGGGCUCGCUCAUCGUCUUUGCGCGGUUCAAUAUUCCCUUUGCGGAUCUCAGGACCGAGUGUGCGACGCUCACGCCAACCAACAACGCCGACUGCCUACCGUGCGCGUUGCAGUCGCCCUACAUGCCACCCCUUGUGUUGCAGUACCAGAGCCUCGUGCCGACGCUCGACCAGUGCCGCAACGACAAGGCGCUCGACGCUGUCAAUUACACUGCGGUACGCACGCUCUACAUCAACUCGACCAACGUGCCCGACCAAUACGGCAACGUCCUCGGCGGCGGCUAG